Syngnathus typhle (broad-nosed pipefish) is the source of this 5748-nucleotide messenger RNA. Its product is annotated as neurabin-2-like. Gene Ontology annotation, biological process: calcium-mediated signaling; actin filament organization; neuron projection development. Gene Ontology annotation, molecular function: actin filament binding. Gene Ontology annotation, cellular component: dendrite; actin cytoskeleton; cytoplasm. The record is from RefSeq and is a predicted model, not a curated record. Lineage: Eukaryota; Metazoa; Chordata; Actinopteri; Syngnathiformes; Syngnathidae. The transcript is spliced from 15 exons. The coding region runs from base 235 to 2805 and encodes 856 amino acids.
UCAGUGAUUUGCAUUUCCAGUUCAUCGCGAGAGCGGAUCAGUGAGGGAAGGAAUCCUGACUUUCCCGUUUGCGAACGAGUUGAGGAACUGCUUUCCUUUCCCGUGCAUCAACGAAUCAGUCAGUGAACGUGUUGCGUCUCCCUCCUGGCGUGGACUAUCUCAUGUUCUACAGACAUGCUGCCACCGUCAUCCCCUCUAACCUGCUGUUCACUGGGGGACAUUUAAUUCUCAAACAUGAUGAAGACAGAACCCGCCUCAGACAAGGCGGACAACGGGGCCUCCGCCGGAAACAGUGGGGGGGGCUCCAACAUGAGGAGCGCCUCACCUCAUCGAAAUGCGUACGAGGCAGGUCUGGCGGCGCUAAAGAAAGCCACCGAUCACCUCAAUGGAGGCUACGACCCCGCCUCCAAGCCCGCGCCUUUACCUCGGCCCAACGGGAGGGGUCGUAGAUAUGGAUCGAAUGUCCACCGCAUCAAGAAUAUGUUCAUGCAGAUGCAGUCGCCAGGAGAUGAGGAAGAUGGUGCCAAAGUCAUUGGAAACGAGCUAGCGGUCAAACUGUCGCUGCCAAGGGCAUCGAGCCUCAACGAGAACGUCGACCACAGCGCGCUGCUCAAACUCGGGGGCACCGUUUCGGAGAGGGUCAAUCGUUUUGACACCAAAACGGAUGGAGAGGGUGCGCGCUCCUCCUCAGGAUUGUCCAAACUCCAGGAAACCAGGAGGAUGUUUGAACAACGGACGCUGCAGGAGAAACAAGCUGCUACCAACAGGAUUCUACUGAAGAAGGAGCGAGCUUCUGGUUUCCAGGAUAGCCGCCUGGAUGUGGUGGCCCGCUUCAAUGGCUCCACUGAGGCUUUGGAUCGCUUAGAUGACCCUCCUACUCCCGCUUCUGCUCCCGUUCCCGUUCCUGCCGCUGCAGCUGUUUCGGGGCCCGCCGAAGCCGUCAGCCCCACCGUCAGCCAACUCAGUGCUGUGUUUGAGAAGGUUGAUGUCCCAAACAAUGUCUACCUCCCCAACCGUCGCUCGAGACCUGCCCCAGGACCAAAGCCAACAAUUCCAGCCAAAUCAGGGCCUGCUCGGAGUCAGAUGAAAGCGCCUCCUGCAAGUCAGGAGGACUUAGAGGAGGCGACAACAGGAACUGUCAGCAACCAGGCGGCAGAGGUUGACGAGAGCGAUUCGCUCCCGCAGUGCAACGUCAGUAGCGUGGCCGUCAGCGAGGAGGAGAGAUUUCGACAUUCAGGAGAUCAGCACUCCAACUCUGAUGACAUUUCAGCCGAGGCUAAACCAGAGUUGGAGUCUCAGUUGGUAUUGACAGAAGACUCGAGUACCUUAGCUGGUCAGGAGCCUCUAACCGCCGACGAACAGGAUUGUUGUCGAGGGGAUGUCGAUGCCGGGGCCCGAUUGGUUCAAGCCGAUGUCCACGCUUCACUGGAAAAUGGAGAAAAAGAGCCACCGACUUUUCAAGUCACACAAGCCGAGGAGGAGAACGGCGACGACGACGACGACGGCUCGAGGAAGGAGGAUUACUCCGAGGGGGAUCUGGUGGACGUGAGCGCGUACAGCGGCCUCGGCGAGGAUGACUCCGGGGGAAGCCAGCUGGACGAUGAUGAUGAUGACGAAGACGAGGAAGAGUACCAUCCAGAAAGCAGCUGCACGGAAAUCGAGGGUCUUCCUGAGGAGGAGGAACCCAUCGCAGCCAACAGAAAGAUACGAUUCAGCACUGAGCCCAUUAAGGUAUUCACCACCUACUGUAAUGAAGACUACGAUCGACGUAACGACGACGUGGACCCAAUGGCGGCGUCGGCCGAGUACGAGCUGGAGAAGAGAGUUGAGAAGCUGGAUCUGUUUCCCGUUGAGCUGGAGAAAGACAGUGACGGUCUGGGAAUCAGCAUCAUAGGAAUGGGUGCAGGAGCUGACAUGGGUCUGGAGAAACUGGGCAUCUUCGUCAAGACGGUCACUGAGGGUGGAGCUGCGCAGCGAGACGGCAGAAUCCAAGUGAACGAUUUGAUCGUCGAGGUUGACGGGACCAGCCUGGUUGGUGUAACCCAGAGCUUUGCUGCGUCUGUCCUACGCAACACAUCAGGCACCGUCAAAUUUGUGAUUGGUCGGGAGAAGCCGGGGGAGCAGAGCGAAGUGGCUCAGCUGAUCCAACAAACUCUGGAACAGGAGAAAUGGCAGCGAGAGAUGAUGGAACAACGAUACAAGCAAUACAUGGACGAUGAUGAGGAGACGGGUGAAUACGCCACAGAUGAGGAUGAGGAGAUGAGUCCCAUGUUUCCCAAUUCCAUCGAGGUUUUCGACUUGGCCGAACACCAAGACUCAUUGUCUCCCGUCGAGCUGGACCCUGAAAAGUUGACCCACAAAUUCAAGGAGCUUCAAAUCAAACACGCAGUAACCCAAGCUGAGAUCCAGUUGCUGAAGAGGAAGUUGGCUCACGCAGAGCAGGAUAAAUUGCGUUGGCGAAUGGAGCGUGCUCAGCUGGAACAAAGCAUCCGGGACAGUAAAGAGAGGAUGGAGAAACUGGAGGGUUACUGGAUGGAAGCUCAGUCGCUGUGUAAGGCAGUGGAUGAACACUUGAAGGAAACCCAGGCUCAGUACCAAACCUUAGAGCGGAAGUACAGCAAAGCCAAGCGAAUGAUCAAAGAGUAUCAGCAGAAGGAGCUUGAGUACCUGAAAAAGGAGGCAGCGCACCGUCAAGUGGAGGAAGACAGUGAGGCGUCACACAAAGAGGAGGCGGACAACUUGCAGGAAAAGAUUGCAGACCUGGAGAUCCAAGUGGAUGCUCUCAAGCCCCCAAACCCCACCUAGCCUGCUCGCUCGCAGCUCCGCUUCCCCUCCAUAAAGGGAGGACGCGGCACUCUGCCUUCGCACGGACGCACUGUAGUUCAGACGAUCACUCACAGCGGCGGCAACCUGACAAUGUGGAAGAAGAAAAAGGAGGAUGACAGAGCGAAAAUGGAUUUUAUGGCCUAUCAGCAAUCCCGGAAUGCAUUUUGUGUGACAGCCACAAUCAUCCUUGUGCGUCUUCCUGGAAACUUUCUCAGCAAUCAACAAGGAACUCGGCCUCGCUGUGUUCGAUUUACAUGUCGAUUUAUUUUCUCCACCCUGGCGUGAAAAGUGUCCUACGAUGUUGAGGAAACGGGCUCGUCACAAAGUGCUUUACAGAGUGACGGAGGACGGAGGAGGAUUCUUGCUGCGCUGCUUCUCCACUACCCGCCCGCACUGGAACUACAGGAAGAUGCAAGUGAUGAGAAGUGCCCAGUUGAACCCAAAUUCUGCCCCAUUAGUUAGCAUUGAAAGACAAGACAAAGAUGCCAACAAACCCAUCUCAAUUUGAAUCUAUUUCUCCAUACGCGAAGGAAUCAGGUAAAACAUUUGCAUUUCGGGUAUGAAAGCGUGGUGACAUCCUGUUUUGUAAAUAUUCUCAACGUCUAUUUAAAAGUUAACUUAAGCACCGACUUAUGGUGGAGACUCCUCGUGUGUGUGUGCAGACUAGGGUCGCCAAAUCGUGUUUAUUUGCAUUUAUAUUUGAGAGCAAAACUGAAUUGGCUGUGGCAGUAUUUACCACUUAAAGUUCCACAUGCUGGACUUACUUGGGAUGACUUUUAAAUGUAGUUUACGGAGUCAUAACAUAUCGGCUCAAGAGACACCGAUGAUAGUAUUUUUAAUUCAUUUGUAUUUUGUAGGGAUGUCCCAAUCUCUUCCUGAUUUCCGGUGAUCGUAGCAUAGCUACAUUAGCUAGCUAGUCGUGCCGAUCUUUACGACAACUGCCGUAAAGUACCGGUUGACGGUAGCUGCGCAAUUCAAACUUCCGUGGCGGUGCAAAGCAAAACAUGUCAAAAGUGGGGAAAUAUUAGAGACUGUCCUGAAACUACUUGCAAUGUUUGCAACAUGGCAAUUUCAAGAGCAAACUUGAUUCGUCAUCUGAGGACAAAACAUGAUAAUGUGUAUGGAGCGUUUUGCAAAGCUGCAGAUGGAAAAGUUGCUAAAGCAACAAACGCUGGACAUUAUGUGGAGAGAGCAAUACUCCAAUAAGAGAGCAAAGAAGAUCACAGAAAGGUUGGUCGAAUUUAUUGUAAUGCUUAUUGAUGAAAUUGCAGUGCUUUAAAAAGUUGAAUUACUUGCUCAAAAUAUAUUUCAGUUUUAUAAAUUUCAAUACUAAAAACAAAAUGUCGGAUCGGAUUUGAGGUUAAAAGAUCGAAUCCGGGGUCAGAGGCCUAAAAUGCUGAUCGGGACAUCCCUAGUAUUAAUUAAGAUAGUAAUGUGGAUAGCAAAAUAUGAUCUUUUUUUUGGGAAUGAGCUUCGGUUUAAAUACAGGACAGGUGCACUUGACUGUAUUAUUUAAAAAAAUAAUAUAAACCCAUGAACCACAAGCCAGAAUUUAAAGUUUAUACGAGUAGUUGAUCAUUGUUAGAAAGUGCUUUUAGAUUUUACCAGAGGCAAUUGAAUAACUCCAUCCAUCCAUUUGUGUGAGCUGGCGCCCAUUCUUGCUGACUUUGGUCAGUGUUUUUUAUUUUUUUGGUGUUUUAGGUCAAGUCGUCAGACUUGGAGUCAUUUGCAGAAAAUAAGUUGAUGGUGUUCAGACAUUCCUUUUGUUUUCAAAUGCUCAGACUACUACAAAAAUGGAUUUGCAGUAUUGUGACUGAACACUUGAUGAACGACUUUCUUACUAUCCACUGUUCCAACAGUGCUGGGAUCAUCAGUUUACGCUAGCUCAUGUUCUGCCCCAGAUGGCCUCUUCCAUUUUUGGAGUUGAUCAUGUAUUUUGGAAUGCAUGUUUAAUUGAAGCACAGCUGGAGCCUCAUGCUCGCCCGCGUUUGUGCACAGACAAAAAGUAUUUCCUGUACGAAUGGUGAUAUCCUGCACCGGUAACAUCAUCAAUCUGUUAUGAUUAUAAUUUUAUUUUUAAAUGAUGCACUUAUGCUUCUAGACUGGAUUUUCGGUUCUAUUUGGUGAGGUUUGUAAUUUGCCUUGUUAGCUCCGUUUGCCUUUCAAGUUUCUGCAUAGCUUUAAUGUAUGGAAAGUCAUUUGAGCAUUUUAUUCAAUAUCCUAUAAUCCAACAUUAAGCUCCAUGUACUGCUACGUGCUCUUUUUUCCCAUGAAGAAACUUAAGAUGGAUAUCAGGGAUAAUGAAUAAAUGCCCAACUAUCUUCCAUAUAGAUACUUUCACAAUUCUCCCAUUUCUGCUCAGUGUUCCUGAGAAUCAAAACAAGGUGUGUUUACAUCUAAAACUUGUAUGCAUCAAAUUCGAUUGUCUUCCUCCAAAUUGCAUUUUCCCCAUCUCAUUACGUACAGUAUUUCACUCACUGAAUGGAUCUGUUGGAGCAGCUGAAUGUGUGAAGUGCCUUGCUUAAGGACGUUGGUUGAUAGUAUCUCAAGUUGAACCCCGCAGUCCAAAAGGUAUCAUGUGUCAAUACUCAGGGCGGAAAUAAAACUGGAAACACUAUUGACAUAUCCGCAGUUGCAUCGGUCCAGUAGUGCAGAUGAAAAUGUUUUCCAUAUAUGUUGCGAUGUUGUAUCGUGAUGCUUCUUGACCCAGAUCCUUUUUUUUUUUUCCCAUGCUUAGAACAAAGUGAUGAAAUAUGAGAUGUGCCAUAUAGUUUUGAAUAGUAGUUACAAGUUAGUGCCAAACAGUGUGAGUGGGACAAUCUUUACCUCUCUUGCCUGGGGGUCUGUUGUGUCGUGGAUGUCACCAUGUUUGUCUGAACCAACACCUGUUUGUCAGCAUUUCAAUAAACAUGUUGAACGACA